Messenger RNA from Fusarium subglutinans, 855 nucleotides. RefSeq lists its product as uncharacterized. The coding region runs from base 1 to 855 and encodes 284 amino acids. NCBI's taxonomy places the organism in Eukaryota, Fungi, Ascomycota, Sordariomycetes, Hypocreales, Nectriaceae. The transcript is spliced from 2 exons. The record is from RefSeq and is a predicted model, not a curated record.
AUGGACACACCACCGCCUAUCCCCCCAAGACCUCCUGGCUAUGAAAUUCCACUACACCAACAACAACAGCAACCGCAACAGCAGUACUACCCCCCUCCUUCACAGUAUCCACCCCCGCAGCAGUUGAUGUAUGUCCCUCGUCAGUCGCCUCAUGGUUAUCUCCCGAAUGAUCCGAGAUUUGUGCAGCCUGGAUUACCGACCCCCCCGCUACCAAGCCAACCUUCUAGUUGGAACGAACACUUUUUCUACACGAACGGAAAACCAACGCCCAUCUUUGAAACAAUGAUGUGGGAAUUCUUUCGCAGGCUUGAUCCUCAAAAUACUGGCUCUAUUACUCCAGAAGCUUUCAGUAGCUUUCUGGACGUAUGCCAGUAUCUGCCAGAAUUAAAUAUCUGGAAACGAUCCUAUGAGGCUAAAUGGAUGUACGCAGCCGAGGAUGUAGCAGACGCUGAAUUUUUAUGGACCCUUGAGGGCUUUGAAUUCGAUCAUAAGAAGGUGGUCCGCAACCCAGCAAACAAGCAAAUGCCUUAUGGCGGAAUGCCGCUCCUAACCUUGAAGGGGUUCACUGACUACAUGGCCGUCGAGUUCGUAAGCGACCCCGAUGAUCACUUAGGUGAUAUAAACGCCGCAUUGCGUUAUUAUGGCGUUUGGCCUGAAAAAGGCCCUGUUCCGCGCCAUCUUCUACCCCCCACAUGCCCACCAGAAGUGACGCGCCGAGUCGACGAAGCUUGUGCACGGUGUCGCAAGGCUAGUGCGGACAAGAUUAACGCCCAAGCGGCCAAGGCACGGAUUCAGGGAAUGGCAGGUCGGGCGACAGUUGCCUUGACUUCAAACAACACCUACCGCUACUACUGA